Molecule: messenger RNA, 1334 nt
Organism: Caenorhabditis auriculariae
Lineage: Eukaryota; Metazoa; Nematoda; Chromadorea; Rhabditida; Rhabditidae
Source: the annotation of a GenBank genome assembly
AUGUCACAAGCUGCCACUCAGAGCCAAAGUCUAUACGGCCCAUCUCAACUGGACCUUUAUUUCCGCCUUCUUAAUUCUCGCAAUUUGGGUGGCUUUGGGCAAUUGCAGCAAGCCGCUUCGCAGAUUGAAGUUGCUGAAAAACAAGAGAUUCUCAGAGGACUUCCACCUCUCCCGCUGACUCAUGAUGAAGGUAUUUGAAAUUGCUCGGUAAUUUGACUUCAAUCAUUCAUCUAAUUCAGUACUAACUCUUUUGACUACUCCUUCUCCAACUACGACCACGAAAGCCACCGCCAAACCUACUACGACAACACCUUCGAGCAAUCCAUUUUCGGUCAAUCCCAUACCCGAAAUCCCUCCUAUUCCAGAAGAUCGGUGAGUUUCGAAGAGGGAAUCUGAAAACUAAUUACUCUCAUUCCCAAUUUACAAAAUUAAAAGCUUUUUCAAAAUUCUCGAAACUUAAGUCCGGCAAAACAACCUACCUCAUUUUCAGAAUCGGAGGAACGUAUGAUGAAGAUGGAAAUUUCGUGUCGAAUUUGAUAACGUCAGAGAGGCGGAAAGUAUCAUUAAAUAUGAGUAAAUGAGAUGUUUUGAAUGGACUUUUAAGGCACAAGGAACACGGAACUAUCAAGUACAGAAUCAAGCUGAUGGAUAUUUACAAGUGAGAGCUCAUAGUCAGGUUUGAUCCAUUUUAAUAUUUUCAUUAAAGGCGCAACGUCGACAAGUCCGACAGCAGCCAGCUGCUUAUCCACUCUUGGUUUUCCGGUGAGUAAAAUCCAAUCACUUAGCUCAGAGAAUUUUACGCGGAGUUACAGAAGUUUCUAGAAAAAGUUGAAAUGUUUUGAUAAAAACAUCCAGAAAAUUACAAGCAUCUGAUUUAUAAGUUUUUUUGGCUUCGGAUAAAGGCUUCAAAUUUGGCUUUUAUUUUUAUUUUCAGAGCGUCUGGCAGGGAUUUUGAGAAGAUAGUUUUUGAACACUGUUAAGGUUUUUGUUUAGUUUUUCAAAACUUGGAUCCAGUAAGCUGAUGGUUUUUUGCUAAUUUCCUGAAGCUUCGUGUGGAAAUGACUUUUUUUUCAUAAUUAUUUAAUAACCAAUUUCAUUUCAGACCGAAACCCCAACCUACAAACCGGGACCCAUACUACAACAACAUUCUUCUCGAAAUAGAGGAAUAUGACGAUUUCCUAGUUAUUGAAGCCAGUGAUCAUUCAAAUCAAAAGUUUUUUUAGGACCAAGCCGAAGCCUACAAGCAGAAGUAUCCUGGAGCGCAGGUCGUCAAUCCUUACUUUUCAUUACCUGAGGGGAAACUUCCAUCUCUCGCUACCUACACUUCUAAAUAA